Camellia sinensis is the source of this 977-nucleotide messenger RNA. RefSeq lists its product as uncharacterized. The record is from RefSeq and is a predicted model, not a curated record. NCBI's taxonomy places the organism in Eukaryota, Viridiplantae, Streptophyta, Magnoliopsida, Ericales, Theaceae.
UACAGAUACACUUCGCACACAACACAACACAACACAACAUAACAUAGCCCAACCCCACACUGUUAAAAACAUAAAAAGCAAAAGCAAAAGCAAAAGCAAAACCAAAACAAGAUCGAUCUCUCAACUCUCGAUUCGCUCCAUUUCCUCUUUGAUUCAACAAAAAGCGUUUGUUACAAAUGGCUGAAGCAAAGUCUGCUAUGAGGAAACCAGUGUUCACUAAGGUUGAUCAGCUGCGACCUGGCACCGGUGGACAUAAUCUCAUUCUGAAAGUUGUUAGUUCGAAGACGGUGUUACAAAAAGGCCGACCAGAUGGCCCCCAGGUACGCCAAAUGCGGAUUGCUGAGUGUUUGGUUGGAGAUGAAACUGGGACAAUUGUAUUUACUGCAAGGAAUGACCAAGUGGACUUGAUGAAGCCUGAUGGUACUGUAAUAUUGCGCAAUGCUAAAAUUGACAUGUUCAAGGGGUCAAUGAGGCUUGCAGUGGACAAGUGGGGUCGUGUAGAGGUGACUGAACCAGCCAGCUUCACCGUUAAAGACGAUAAUAACCUGUCAUUGGUUGAAUAUGAACUGGUAAACGUUGUGGAAGAGUGACUCUUGGAAAUGUGGUCACUACUGCUAAUCCGGGCCAAAACAACUCAAUCAGGCAAGAUAGGAUUUUGUGGUUUAUGAGAUUGUCAAAUCAAUAGUUAAGUUGUUUUUCCAGGUCAUCCUGUUUGCACAAUGCUUGGGAAAGUUCUUGUUUAGGAAGAAAAAUCUUUGGAAUUAUGUCUAAAAGAAAAAGUCUGAUUGCUCCUUGGUGGCUGUCAAGGUGGAAAAAUUAGAAGCCCUACCACCACUGAUUUCAGUCAGAUGAGAUAAAGGAACUUGCUUUGGUUGUUUAUUUAUGUUAAAAACAUGGAUUGCUCCUGUUCUUGAUAUAUAUACAUAUGAAUAUUGUGCAAACACUGUUCCUAGAAGUGUUAUCAGAUUUAUCUUAAA